AUUAGAUUUGAGAAUAGACAAGUAAAGCGUUGUGUGUGUGUGUGUGUGAUGAUGCAAACGACUGGUGAGCCUCCGUCGUCGUCGUCGUCGUCCUCGCUGCUCGGCGCGUACUCUGCCAACAUGCACCGAUUGACACGCCUCAGCACGACAAUACGGCCGGCGAUGGCCAGCGUCGCGUCAUCAGCAGCAGGAGCAGCUGGAGCAGGAGCUUCGGGAGCAGCAGGAGCAGCAGCAGGAGGAUUGACUGCAGGAUCAGCGGCUUCAACCAACGCGCUCGGCGGCGUCGUCGCUGGUGCGGCUGCUGCUGCUGCGUCCGCCGCCGCGUCGGCAGCCAAGGCAGUGCUCCGACCACCUCCAAACUACAUUGCACUGGAGCCCGGGGCACACUGGAUUGAUCAGCCGCUCAGCCAGCAGGAGCAGUCCAUCGUCGCAAUCAGCCGCGCGCUGCGUGCAAAGUUCGCAAUGAGCCCGUCCUUCAUCCCGCCAGUCGUCGCAAAGACGGCGCGCGUUCUGCGCUACUCGGAUCGCUACCUGGAACAGAAGCGUCAGUCGAUGGCCUCGCGACUACAGCAGGCAGUUUUAGAUGUUAACGUUACAGGCCUUGAAUUGGUCCGAUUGCGUUCCGCCCGUAAAACUGCCAAAAAGAGCCGAGCGUUGGAUCGCGACCUGCUUGCCUCGGCAACAGUCGAAGAGGAUUUGGCAGCGUACGAUGGCGACGAUCAGGAUGGAGAUGGCCGAGACGGUGAUGAAGACGAGGAGAAAAAGAAGCCUGCUGGAGGGAGCGAUGACGAAGAAGAAGCCGAAGUCGAGGAUGACGAAGACAUGGACGGAGGCGACGAUUACACAAACUAUUACGGCGAGGCUGGCGACGACUAUGGAGACGAGGAUGGUGACGAUGGCGAAGCCGAGUAUUAGUCUUAGUCAUGUAUUGUUCCUUGAAGGUUUUGCUUGUCGAAUACAUCUUAUCUUCGCAACCUC
Messenger RNA from Capsaspora owczarzaki ATCC 30864, 978 nucleotides. RefSeq lists its product as hypothetical. Gene Ontology annotation, biological process: transcription by RNA polymerase III. The record is from RefSeq and is a predicted model, not a curated record. The coding region runs from base 49 to 915 and encodes 288 amino acids. Gene Ontology annotation, cellular component: RNA polymerase III complex. NCBI's taxonomy places the organism in Eukaryota, Filasterea, Ministeriida, Capsasporidae. The transcript is spliced from 6 exons.